AUGUCGGUGCCUACGAUUAACGAGAAUGAACCGAUGAGAAGUAGAGAUCAACCUGGUACGAGUCGAGCUUCCAGCAAGCCAAUGCCAACUAUGGCCCGUUUGAGCAAUCGGUUGAGUAGCAGUGUUGGAGAGGCACUUCUCGAAGUAGUGUCGGAUAAUGAAGAUGUCACCGACCUGGAUAUUGUGCGCCCUUUAACUGCAUGCGGUGGAGAUAGAUCCCUAUCAUAUCUGCAAUUUGUUCAUGAAAAUCAAGCAAGACGGAUGAAAUCCAGAAGCGAAUGGUUCCUAUCUCCAGUUACAAACUGCAAGAAAACCUCAUCAAAAUCAGUGGACUAUUUUGGAUCGGUUGCAAUUGAAGAGACGCCAUCCCCACUGCCGAUUCCAAAAUCAGCUAGAGCUCCUCUUCAGACAAGCUCCAAACCCAACGUGUCCAAUGUGUCUGAUGAAAGUGUUCCAACUCGAAGAAGAUCUCUGAAAAUGCAGAUGAGAGCAGCUGCCUUUGCAUCUAAUCCAAGUCAUUCUCUGGACUAUCAAGAAGUUGGAGCCCUGAAUCCACGUCUUAGAAGUCACACUUCUGUUGAAGAUGACACGUGGCUUACAGAUGUCGUUCCCCACGACGAGAUACCAAAGAAAAGACGAAGUCUGAAAAAGAAGUCUUCCACUCGGUUUUGA
Molecule: messenger RNA, 672 nt
Organism: Caenorhabditis briggsae
Lineage: Eukaryota; Metazoa; Nematoda; Chromadorea; Rhabditida; Rhabditidae
Exons: 4
Coding region: 1-672 (223 amino acids)
Source: RefSeq, a predicted model, not a curated record